Messenger RNA from Uloborus diversus, 2859 nucleotides. RefSeq names its product nephrin-like. The transcript has 16 exons. Gene Ontology annotation, molecular function: protein binding. Lineage: Eukaryota; Metazoa; Arthropoda; Arachnida; Araneae; Uloboridae. The coding region runs from base 1 to 2859 and encodes 952 amino acids. The record is from RefSeq and is a predicted model, not a curated record.
AUGGCUAAUGGUAUUGUAAAUUCAAAAAAAGGAUUGACGAUAGCCCUAUGGAUUCAUGUUUUAGCUACAUUGUCUACUGUGUCAGGUAAUCCCAAAGCGAAUAUGAUAUCCAAGAAGCAGCACAUAGUGUUGCAUAUUAGCAGUUUGGCAUAUAAUAUUGCUAGAAAAACUGUGCAGAUUUUUCUCUUAGAUAUAGUAGUUGAGCUUGAACGAAGCGAGAAUGUAGGAUGUGGAACUUAUGGGUUUGAUGUGAGACGCCAUAUUCCUGAUAGUGAAAUUAAGGAUUUAUCCGAAGAUGACGAAAUGAUUGGUCAUAAAAAUGAAACUGUUUCCAUUGUAAAAAAUGGUCAAACAAAAGGAACUCGACAGUACCAUGCCGUGGCAGGUGGGAGAGUUACUAUGCCUUGUAAUAUAUCUGCUCCAACGCCGGAAGAUGUAGUGACUUUAAUCUUGUGGUACAAAGGAGAUAUCAAGGUGCCUAUUUAUACGUUAGAUGCCAGAAAAGGUCCAAUAGAGAAAUCAAAACACUUCCCAAGCUCAAAACUGGGGAGGCGGGUACAUUUUGAUUUACAUGUCAAAACACCUGGAUUGUCCAUAGAUCCUGUAAAAGCAGAAGACGAAGGAUUUUAUAAGUGCAGAGUGGAAUAUAAGAGAUAUAGAACACUUAGCUACACAUACGAUCUCAAAGUAAUUGUGCCACCCCGAGAAGUGAUAAUAAUGGAUGAAUGGGGACAAAGAAUAGAAGAGACUGUCGGUCCAGUAGAUGAAGGCUCUAAUGUGACAUUAAUUUGUGAAGCAGAAGGGGGAUCUCCUUCCCCUGCUGUGACAUGGUGGCGAGACUCCAUUCUUCUGGAUGACACUUUCUUUAUCACCACUCAAGGAUAUGUCAGGAACGAGAUGACACUGACGCGUCUUCGAAGAAGCGAUUUGAUGGCUUUCCUCUCCUGCCAAGCUAGCAACAAUAAUCUAACCGUUCCGACAUCCAAUUCAGUGUCUUUGGAUCUCAACUUAAAACCUUUAGAUGUUCGAAUCAUAAGCCCGCCUCACCAUCUAUCGGCUGGAACAACUGUCAUGCUGGAGUGUGAAUCGACUGGAUCAAGACCUGGAGCACUUAUAACGUGGUGGAAAGGCAGUCAAAAAAUUCAGACAGGAAACGAAAUUAUAUCAGAUAACGGAAAUCUUACCCUUAGCACCUAUACUUUUGUUCCCACUGCUGAUGAUCAUGGUAAAAAGUUCACCUGCACAGCUGAAAAUCCUUCUUUACCGCAUAGCACUAUCGAUGAAACAAAAACAAUAACCGUUCACUAUCUCCCUGAGUUGCGGCUAGCAUUGGGAGCCAGUAUUCAGUACACUGCUAUCAAAGAAGGCAGUGACGUCUACUUCGAUUGCAAUAUCCGAGCUAAUCCUUGGGUUCACGAUGUUAGUUGGAGAUUCCAAAACAAGAUCCUCUUCAGCAACACAUCAGCGGGUGUGAUAGUUAGCAAUCAGUCUUUGGUUCUGCAGAGGGUAAAGAAGGAGCACAGGGGGAUGUAUCAAUGUGUGGCUGUUAACUCUGAAGGCGAGGGUCGAAGUGAAGAAGUGCUUUUGGACGUUCAAUAUUCACCAGUUUGUAAAACAAAACCUGGAAUAGUUUUGGGAGUGGCUAGGUACGAAACUGUGAACGUCACUUGUGAUGUUGAUGCCGACCCAAAAGAUGUGAGAUUUAAAUGGACAUUGAAUAAUACACUUGAAAACGCGGAUCUACAAGAUUUUAUUUCAGAAGCCACUAGCAGCACUGUAUUUUAUACACCAAGGGCCAUGCUCGGAUACGGGGUUUUGCUUUGUUUCGGGUCGAAUGAUGUAGGAAGACAAAAGGAGCCUUGCGUAUUUAGAAUUGUUCCAGUGGGUCCUCCCGCGGCCAUGAGAAAUUGCAUGGUUACGAACCAAACGAUUGAUUCUCUAUUGGUUCAGUGCGAACAAGGCCACGACGGUGGCCUAGCACAAACCUUUCACUUGGAAAUAUACGCAUCAACGGAUGAAAACCUAAGUGCCAAUAUUACUUCCUUAGAGAGCCCCAUAUUCCUCGUUCCCAAUUUACGAAUGGCCACCUCCUACAUCCUCGUGCUAUAUGCGGCAAAUGCAAAGGGCAAGAGCAAUUCAGUUGCAAUUGUUGCUUCAACACUUUUCCCGGCCGAGAGGAGAACAGCUGAAGAAGGAGAUGCAGACAUUGCUCCAAUGAUUGGAAUUUUAGUUGGAGUAGCGAUCACAUUAAUACUAUUAUGCAUUAUUAUAAUAGUGGCAGUACGAAUGAAAUCCCAGCGGAAGGAUAAAGAUGCAGAAGAAACCAAACAAGUAAAGUCUGAAAUGCCACUUCAAAACUACAAAGAUGAUUCGUUAGAUUCGACGAUUGAAAGCCCUGAUGUUAUUCCUUCUGAUAGCCAAGUUUACAUUGCAGAUGCUAACAGCAUACAUCUAGAAUGUACGAGGAGAAUGAAUGAUGAAAUGUAUAAAAUGCUAAAAAAGAAACAGGGACAGUAUGACAAUUUGAUUCCACUUUCCGAUACAGGACAUACAGAAAUUACAGAAGAAAAUUCAUUCACCGAUCUAGGUGUUACCUAUCACAGACGGUCUGUUCCUCUGCAUAUGGAGCCCCCAGCUGCGUAUGCAGACGUGUACAGGCGUGGUACCAGGACCCAAGUUUUGCCUAUGCCUGUCAGUGAUGCCUUAGACAAGCAUGCAUUAGUGGGACCUGAGCUAUCACUAAUUGGCAGUGUUGAAACGUCUACAAUGGAAAACGUCAUUCACUGGCCAGAGACGGAAAUUGAUGGACGAAUUAUGACUCAAAGUCAUAAAAUUUGUCAUGAUGAAUCUACUACAUAA